AUGGGUCAGAAGCCGUCCAUCACAACUUUGCUCCGUCAGUGUAUAUAUAAUCAGGACACCGACGGUUUUCGAGCACUUAUCGGUGAGCACGAGAACGAAUUAAUACCCGGCUGUCUUGAGGACAAUAUUUUUGUUGAGGUAAUAACGAAGAAAUGUGAACCGGAGAUUGUUGACACUGUAGUGAAAUUGGCAAACGAGAAUCAGCUUGCAUCGUUGGUUGCUACGGCCGUUCUCUAUGAUCAUUCGCUACCACUGGGGCCUCUCUUCGGCAUGAUGAAGGAACGUGAGCGCACAAUAGAGGAACACCAACUGAAGUAUCUUUUCCUUACACUCUGCGAGCGAGGUCGGACGGAGGCAGUUCGUGUAUUUGUAGAGAACAAGUGUUAUGACCCUUCUGAUCCACGCCCCCUCCGGGCUGUGGUACGCGGGCAACUGAAGAAUCCCAACGUGGAUACCGACUUACUUAUGUUAGUUCUCUCCAGUCAUGCACCACAGCCGGAUGACGUUAAGUGUCUCAUCGAAACCUAUCUUGCCGAAGCAGAAAACGGUGAUGUGCGCAAAGUCGUUGAAAAGUGCUUGGUAGGUUUCCACCAAUAG
Messenger RNA from Trypanosoma brucei brucei TREU927, 597 nucleotides. RefSeq lists its product as hypothetical. The record is from RefSeq and is a predicted model, not a curated record. The coding region runs from base 1 to 597 and encodes 198 amino acids. The transcript has a single exon. Lineage: Eukaryota; Euglenozoa; Kinetoplastea; Trypanosomatida; Trypanosomatidae.